This is a messenger RNA of Salmo salar (Atlantic salmon), 1241 nucleotides long. RefSeq names its product CD5 molecule (gene cd5). The record is from RefSeq and is a predicted model, not a curated record. NCBI's taxonomy places the organism in Eukaryota, Metazoa, Chordata, Actinopteri, Salmoniformes, Salmonidae.
UCUUUCUCUUUGUACCUGUCUUUGAAGUGAGGAAGUUUGCAGAAAAUCUUGCAGAAGAAAAGCAGCAAACGCCGAAGAUGAAGAGAAGGCUUUAUGGAUAGAGAAAGAGAGGGUGGGGAGAAAGGAGAGCGAGGAGUUUAGACUUCUGCACCGUUUCCUCUCUCUUCAGUCUUUCUGUCGUUUUUGCAUGCAUUGUCUCUCUUCUCUUCUUCUCUCCCCUGUUUUUCUCAAGCUGGUCAUCUCCAGGAUGAAUAGAAGGCUUGUACUUACAAUCCUGGCCCUGAAUGUUGUAACCAAUGAAAUCAAGGCAUCCACCUCCCAACUUCUCACACCAUCCAACUCCACUCCUGCUACCACCAGUCCCCCUGCUCCCACCACUUCCUGUGUGUGUAAUAUCUCCACUUCCUGUUCCUCUCCGACCCAGCCCGAGGCUCCGCCACCUGCGCUGGGUGUUAUCAAGGUCAAAUGGGAAGAAACGUCCUGUAAGGGGGACGUACACCUGUCUCUCCUCUCGUCUCAUUCCUUACCACUCUGCUUUAACAGUUUGACCCAUCGUAGCCUUCAACAUGCAGGGUUGUGUAACAGGAAGGGCUGUGAGGGCUCCCCAAAGUGGACGAAGAUCAAUCCUAACACUUUGGGUUACCAGAUCAAUAUGAAUGGAAGUGUUACCAACAACCCCUGUACAACACUGAGGAUCCAAUGCGAAGUCAUCCCAGAUCAGUUAGUGGGCUAUAAGGUGGUGACUGGUCUGCUGUGUGUUCUGGUGCUGGUGGUGCUGGUGGUGCGUUUCGGGCAGCCCUCCCUCAAGGCCCUCCGUAGGAGACUGUCAGACAAGAGACAGAGUCAGUGGAUCGGACCGACGCAGAGCCAAAGUGUCUCCUACCAUAGAGGGAAGGCUGGACUCCAACUUAACGACAACACAGACAAGAGACACUCCUACCCUGGAUUGGAGAGGCUGACGGUGAACAACAGCCGAGAGCCUUCGUCUAACAGAAACAGUGACUAUGACUCUUAUAACUUGUGAUCAUCAUCAUCAUCAUCAGUCAUAUCCUUCAUCCGCUAUGACAAUAUACUGUACAUGUAUUUUUCAUAUUUUAUAAUAUUUUUUAUAUUUUGUUAUUUUUUUAUGCUAAAUGUAAUAUUUUUUAAGCACAUAAUAUCAUUGUUUGGGGGGUUUCUGUACGUAAUUCAAUCAUUCACUUCUUUUAUUGAAUAAAUGUAAAGUUUGUUGUUGAAUAAAA